Penaeus vannamei (Pacific white shrimp) is the source of this 582-nucleotide messenger RNA. NCBI's taxonomy places the organism in Eukaryota, Metazoa, Arthropoda, Malacostraca, Decapoda, Penaeidae. The record is from RefSeq and is a predicted model, not a curated record.
CCUGGUUGCAGUCCCGGUACAAGGUCGGAGGUCAACGGCGAAGUGCAAGCAUCGGACACUGAUUGCAUGUCACGACUCGACAGACGCUGCGAGUCCGGGGGAGGGCCAAGAGGUACCGGACACGGCUGUGGGCACGAGGGCUCUACUGGCCCCAGAGCCUCCGCUCGUCAGCCUGCCGGUACAAGGGACAGCGACGGAACUCCGCUCAUACGGCUCCUGGUGCUCGGAGGGCAUGGCGUUGGGAAAUCAGCUGUGACUGUGCGAUAUUUAACGCGGAGGUUUAUAGGUGAAUACAAAUCACAAGUAGACAUCAUCUACAGACAAACUCUGGAAGUAGACGGAAUAAAAAUUGACCUUGAAAUUAUCGACAUUUCUUCAAGGCCGGGAGACGACACACUUCCGACCCUCGAGAUCUGCCAGUGUGACUGCUACCUGAUCGUCUACAGCGUCGCUGACCGACGGACGUUUGUCACAGCCAAUCAGCUGCUUCACGCCAUCUUCAAGCUCCGGCCGAACAUGCCUUUUCCAACAAUAACUCUCUUGGGAAACAAAAAAGACUUAGAACAUUCGAGACAGAUUUAA